Molecule: messenger RNA, 1257 nt
Organism: Penicillium verhagenii
Lineage: Eukaryota; Fungi; Ascomycota; Eurotiomycetes; Eurotiales; Aspergillaceae
Product: agmatinase
Exons: 2
Coding region: 1-1257 (418 amino acids)
Molecular function (GO): agmatinase activity; metal ion binding
Source: RefSeq, a predicted model, not a curated record
AUGCCUGCCUUGAAGUCCUUGUUGAGCGUCCUGGCGCUAGCCGGUACCGCGGUAUCGUGUGCCCACCAUGGAGAUAGUGAGGUAGUCCCCGAGCACGAGCGCGCAGAAUUGCUCAAGAAGUGGGAUCAAGAGUGGUCCUUCUCUGGCAUCGCCAGCUUCGCCCAUCUCCCCCCAGUCAAGUGCCUAGUCGAGCCCUCAGAGCGCUACGACAUUGCAGUCAUCGGUGCGCCCUUCGACACAGCCGUAAGCUACCGACCCGGCGCCCGGUUCGGGCCCCGCGCCAUCCGCGCCGCCAGCGCACGCCAAAUGUCCGGCACAAGCUACAAUACGCGCGCAGGCAUCAACCCGUACCAGUCGUGGGCGAAGAUCACGGAUUGCGGUGACAUCCCGAUCACGCCUUUUGACAACGGGCUCGCCGAGCGCCAGAUGUACGAGGCGUUCCUGGAGCUCGGAUCGCGGAAGGUGGUGAACCAGGCGCCGAAGGGCGGCGAUAGCAUUGGGUCCGGACACCCGAAGCUGGUGACGUUGGGUGGCGACCACAGUGUUGCAUUGCCGGCUUUGCGUGCGCUGCACAAGAUCUACCAGAAGCCCAUCACGGUGCUGCACUUUGAUGCGCAUCUUGAUACCUGGAAUCCCGUGCGCUACAGUGCGUACUGGCAGUCUGAGCAGACGCAGUUUAACCAUGGAAGCUUCUUCCACAAGGCGAGCCGGGAGGGGUUGAUCUGUAACUCUACUUCUGCGCAUGCUGGUUUGCGGACCCGCUUGACUGGUGUUGAUGAUGGGGAUUAUACCAACCCGGGUCCUGAGCAGGGAUUCAUUCGCAUUCAUGCGGAUGAUAUUGAUGAGCUUGGUCCUAUGGGUGUUGUGGAUGCUAUCAUUCAGCGUACCGGUCUGGAUCCUGAGCAGCCCGUCUAUCUGUCUGUUGAUAUCGAUGUUCUGGAUCCCGCGACUGCCCCUGGCACUGGUACCCCCGAGCCUGGUGGUUGGACUACCCGCGAGUUCAUCCGGAUCCUGCGUGGCUUGGAGAAGCUGAACCUGGUUGGUGCGGAUAUUGUUGAGGUGUCGCCUGCUUAUGAUAACAAGGGUGAAACUACGGCUCUGGCUGCGGCCCAGGUUGCAUUUGAGAUUAUUACCAGCAUGGUCAAGUCUGGUGUCAAGGAAGAAAUGGGUGGUUGGUAUGGACGCCCGAUUGUUGAGGGUGCCGAGGAUGUCGAGGAUGUCGAGGCUGAGUCCGUGGUUGGCAAGGACGAGCUGUAA